AAGCCCUCCUCCCCGGCCAAGGUAGAGGAAGUUGGGCUCCCGCCUGGAAGGGAGGCGGGAGGGAGUCCGGCUCCUGUUGUUUUCCGCGAGCGGGAGUGGGUGGCGGGCGCAGAGGGCGGAGUGCGCCCUCCCACCCCGGGCCGGGCGCUCCGGGGCCAGAACCGCGCCGGGAGCCCGGCGCAGCUCCCAGCCCCGGACUUCGGGCUCAGCCCAAGCAUCCUUCCUGGGGGCUGCGGAAAGCGGAGCUACUCGGUCGUUCCGAGGACUCGGGAGGAGCGCUCAGUACCCCGGGGGCCGGGGCCCUUGGGGCGGGGGCGCACGUCCACCCAGCCGGCGCCUGCGCUUCCUGAGGAGCCCCCGGCCGGCAUCGGGGGCGAGAUGGCCGCGGGCGUCCGGGCGUCCCGGCCGCAGGUCCUCGUCUGCCUCGGGGUGCUGCUGGCCCGCUGGGUCGCCGCAGGAUUAGAGGCUCCGGUCAUCGGAGAGGUUCACGAGAACGUUACUCUGCACUGUGGCAACAUCUCGGGACCAAGGGGCCUCGUGACCUGGUACCGGAAUGACUCGGAGCCUGUCUUCCUCCUGUCCUCCAAUUCCAGCUUCCGGCCGGCUGAGCCGCGCUUCUCUCUGGCCAAUGCCAGCUCGCUGCACAUCAAGGCACUGAGGCUGCAGGAUGAGGGGAACUACACCUGCCGGGAGGUCCUGAAUGAGACGCGGUGGUUCCGAGUGUGGCUGCGGGUGGCCCGCGGUCCCUAUGAGGUUGAGGUCAACAUCUCCAGCACCGGCACGCUCCCCAAUGGCACCCUCUAUGCAGCCAAAGGCUCCCAGGUGGACUUCAGCUGCAGCAGUCGCUCUUGGCCUCCACCAGUGGUUGAGUGGCAGUUCCGGGCCCCCGAUUCCAGCACUGAGCCCUUCGGAAACAACCUGACGGUCAGCAGCUUCAUUCUGCUGCUCAUGUCGCAAAACCUCCAAGGGAACUACACGUGUUUGGCCACGAACACGCUCAGUGGGAGACAGCGGGAGGUGACCACCGAGCUCCUGGUCUACUCACCCCCUCCGUCAGCCCCUCAGUGCCGGGCAGAGAUGUCACAAGGACAGCUCACGCUGCAGCUCACCUGUCGCUGGGACGGGGGGUACCCAGACCCGGACUUCCUGUGGACAGAAGAGCCAGGAGGUGUGGCCGUGGGGACGUCCAAGCUGGGGGUGGAGAUGCUGAACCAGUCCCAGCUGUCAGAUGGCAAGAAGUUCAAGUGUGUCGGGAGCCACAUAGUGGGACCGGAGUUGGGAGCCAGCUGUGUGGUACAGAUCAGGAGUGCCUCCCUUGUCUCUGAGCCCAUGAAGACUUGCUUCGUGGGGGGCAAUGUGACGCUCACCUGCCAAGUGUCUGGAGCCUACCCCCCUGCCAAGAUCCUGUGGCUGAGGAACCUCACCCAGCCCGAGGUGGUCAUCCAGCCCAAUGGCCACUAUCUCAUCACCCAGAAUGGCCAGAGCUCCACACUCACCAUCCGCAACUGCUCCCAGGUCCUGGAUGAGGGCUACUACGUCUGUCAGGCCAAGAACCCCGUGGGGGUGCGGGAGGUGGACAUCUGGCUGAGUGUGAAAGAACCUUGGAAUAUUGGUGGGAUUGUGGGCACCAUCGUGAGCCUCCUUCUGCUGGGACUGGCCAUUAUCUCAGGGCUUAUGUUGUAUUACAGCCCUGUGUUCUGCUGGAAAGUAGGAAACACUUUCAGGGGGCAAGACGUGGGUGAUGUCAUGGUUUUGGUGGAUUCAGAAGAAGAGGAAGUAGAGGAGGAAGAUGUGGCCGAAGAGGAGGAAGAAGAGGAGGAGGAAGCAGAUGAGAGGGAGGAGUCGCCAAAAGAAAUACAUAAGCAUGGCCACAUCCAUAGAGUGACCGCACUGGUGAAUGGGAAUGUAGACUGGAUGGGGAAUGGACUCCAGGCUCUGCAAGAUGACAGCAGCGAGGAGCAGAGUGACAUCGUUCAAGAAGAUAGGCCAGUUUGAAGAAGAGAACUGUCCUUCAUUAUCCUGUCUUGAAAGCUUUGACUUGACUCGCACCCCUGCCUGAGGACUUAAAAUGGUUUGGGACUCUCAGCAAAAAAGAAAAACACACACACGUAUAUUUCCUGCCCCCCUCCCUUUUUUUCCCUAAAUCGGUUGACUUGCUGUAAGUUUUCUCAUUGACGUUAAAAAGUAUCAGGAACGGGCAGUAUGGGGGGGGAAAGGUGCGUUCGGCAUCUGAGGUGCCCCUUUUCACUGUGACUUCUGGCUUUAUCCAGCUUGACUGAUGCUGAUCUGGGGGGAGGCACUUGAGCUCUGUGCUCAGGGCUCUCAGUGCACCAUGAAAGGUCAGUGAUCAGCUUGCCCCACACACAAGGGAAUAAUGUGGGGUCAUGGCCCAGGUAAGCUGGAGAUCCAGGUGGACGUCACCUCCCUGGAAAAGGUGAGGAGAUGUCAGUUGCCGAUGCUAGUCAGAGGGAGGCAGUUUGGCUCAGGUUUUGGAGGCUUGAAUCUGGGCCCUGUUUCUUGUUUCAUGGGCUUGGGCACGUUGCUUUACCUCUCCCCGGGACCUCAGUUUUCCUCAUCUACCAAAUAGGUGGAAUCAUACUGGCCGUACAGGGUACGGUGGGUCCUAAAUGAGGUACUUGUGGGUGUGAAAGUGCCCAGGAGGUGUUCAGUAGAUGUUGGUUAUCUUCUCUUUUGCCCUCCCUGGUGGAAGAAACAAGGUCAACUGUAAAUUACAAGCUGCCACCUUGGCCUCCCGUUCUUUGUUGAAUGGUUUCAGAUGAGAGCUCUCCUGAUGGUAUUUGCUUCCCCGGAGGUAUAGUUCUUUUCAAAAGAGGUAGGGGCCCAUAAGAGGAAGUGCCUUUCACUAGAACCUCUCAUUUUGCAGAGCUUCAUAUUUAUACAAAAGCCUCUUAGGUGACACCCUAUUGGUUUUCAGAAUUUCCCAUUCUUCCUUUCUCCUGUGGCUUUGAAAGAAGGCAGGAGAAAUGUUUUGCAGGGGAGUAUCUGGUGAGAAGUACUCCUUGGGCACACAAGUUCAUCUGGUCUCAGUUUCUAGAUCUUAGAAAUGGGAAUGAGAAAACUUGUUUCCUUCCCACUUCCUAAGGAAAUAGAUUACGAGGCUACGUUGAUCAAUAAUGCGAAGUUUGGACUGAAAAUAACAUAUGAUGAGUUUAAGCUGCUGUUUCCAGAUCCCUGGACAGUUCAGAGAUUUUUGUUUCUCUGAUUUCAUCCAAAUCUCUUAAACGUCAGGGACCUACUAAGGGUGCAAAAGAUGUGUGCUAAACCUGAAAAUCUGAUGACUUGAGUUUGCACUCUUUACUGUUCAUAUCCUGCCUAAUGGGCAAGAUGUGGGGUUCAUGGAGAACUUCCUUUCUCCAGCAAUAGGGACUGGGACUCCUGUGGGAUGAGAAGCUGGUUAUCUGCAGGAUUACCCUGGAGGUGUGGUUGGGACAGGUCUACUUUCUUGGAUGAAAAGACUGAACUGAGAAAAUCACUAGAAGUGAGCCCUGUUCCCAGCUCAGAGCCCUGGCAAUCACAGGAGCUGGCUGCAAUUUCUACCCCUCAGGAAUAGCUGUGACCUGCUAACAGUUCUUGUGUGCUGGGUCUUUUGCUGCAUUGUAUUUCAGUACUUAACCACUCUGGCCAGCCUGAGUUAGCAUUGUUUCAGCACAGGAGACUUGAGUUGAGUUGCCGCUAAAGUCACUGAACACUGAGCUUGUCUCCCUUUAGAAUCUUCUGUCAUUAAAUUCCUGAGGAGCCCACUCUGCAGAGGCAACCAUGUUUAAAAAGAGAAUAAGAAAAGAAACAGGAAAAAAAAAUCCUUAGGUAGGAACACAGAGAAUGAUUUGUAAGAUCACUGAGAUGCUUUCCAGAACUUCCCUCUUCUCUUGCACACACACUUGAUGAUCGAAAAUCUUCGGGGAGGGGUUGUUCCACUAUCAGUAGGGGGCUUCAAACACUAUAAAGCCUAGAUUAGCUGACCCAUGACUUCUGUCACUUAUAUCUGAGCCCUAGGUGCACAUUAAUAUAGCUGGGUCAAUUAAGAGCGCAGGUACUGGGGUUCUUCAAGCUUUAAGGAUUUUUACAGAAUUAGGGCUUGCUUUUAUUUUAAGUCGACCCCCACCCCCAAAAUUACAAGCAUGUUAACAGUGGGUUACAAAAUCUGUGUGGCAAAGUCCAAGUUGUUACAUUGCGCUGUUACACAAUCUUAACUGAAUGUAUUGUGAACUCCAAGAUCUCCUUAUCAGAAGCAGGAAGAUAAAUACUGAAGGGCUAUCACAACUGACAUUUCAGCAGGGGACACUGGGGAAGGGCUCUGGCAUUCCUGUGGCUUUGAUAUUAGUCCUAAUUCUCACAAGUACACGCAGGCCCUAUUACUGCAGAAAGCCCGUGAUGGAAAACUCCAGAACCCAUGCACCAACACCUGGAAAAUCAUUCCUGCCGGGUAAAGUCUAUCAUGAUGCAGUAAGUUCCGACUGGUAGUUCCCGCCAUGGGACUGACCAGGAACUGCUGCAAAGAAAAAUUAGCAGAUCCCUCUGCGUUAUUUACAUUUUAAUAUUUGGUGUGUGUGUUGGGGGGGGAAUGGGUAAGAGAAAUUUAUUCUGAGGUUAUAAUGUGGAUUUUUUAAAAAAGAUUAUGGAAUAAAGUUAUUUUUAAAUAAAUA
Leopardus geoffroyi (Geoffroy's cat) is the source of this 4664-nucleotide messenger RNA. RefSeq names its product V-set and immunoglobulin domain containing 10 (gene VSIG10). The transcript has 9 exons. The record is from RefSeq and is a predicted model, not a curated record. Lineage: Eukaryota; Metazoa; Chordata; Mammalia; Carnivora; Felidae. Bases 379 to 1995 code for a protein of 538 amino acids.